This is a messenger RNA of Pteropus alecto (black flying fox), 902 nucleotides long. Its product is annotated as probable ATP-dependent RNA helicase DHX34. The record is from RefSeq and is a predicted model, not a curated record. Bases 110 to 451 code for a protein of 113 amino acids. NCBI's taxonomy places the organism in Eukaryota, Metazoa, Chordata, Mammalia, Chiroptera, Pteropodidae. The transcript has 2 exons.
AGAAAUGCAGGCAGACGAUGGCGCUUCUCCCCUGCCUCUGUACCAUGGGCCUUGACAUCGAGUGUCUUAAAGUAUCAUGAGUUUGUGAUCCGAACCCUCCCAGUGCUCCAUGCCAGCUCAUGUGUCCCUUCCCCGGGGGGUUCGGUUCUCAUUCCAGAUGAAGAGCAUGAACGUGGGAGAACCGCGAGCCUUCCCCUUCAUUGAGCCGUCCCCACCAGCCCGGCUGGAAACAGCCAUCCUCUACCUCCGAGGCCAGGGCGCCCUGGACAGCUCAGAGUCCCUCAUCCCCAUCGGGUCCCUGCUGACCCAGCUGCCCGUGGACGUUGUGAUUGACUUCAGGGCCAACCACAGACAGUGUGCUCAGGGAUGCUUUGGGCCGCCCUUCCAUCGUCCCACGUGCCCCUCCAUCCUUGUCGAGGAAGAAGCCAAAAUGGCAUCCUUCACCUGGUAGAAAGAGGUCAGUUUGGGAAACUUCAGACACCUGUUGGCCUGUAUCUGACUCUGUCACUUAUUAGCUGUGUUAUCACCUGUAUGAGACUCGGUUUUCUGAAUUUUGAAUGAGUGUACAGGAACCACCACGACAAACCCAGGCAGAAAGCUGAAGGAGAGGGUACUGUCUGCUCCAGUCCAGAAGUCUGAUAUCAAAUUGAAAAAGCAGGAAGGCAACAGCGUCCUCAGGUAGGAGCCGCUGGGCGUUGAGGUUCACGGGGGGCAGAGGCCCCAAAACACAUCAACGUGUACCUGGGAUUGUCUGAUCAUUCUAGAUCUCGAGUCCAUGUUCUCAGCCCACGCACUACGAUGGUAGGGAAUCGGAGGCCCACAGAGGGGCUAGGGCCUUGUCUGUCAUUUGUCUGCCUCUGGGACCUCAUGUCUUGUGCUCGGCGCCCUUGGCCUUUUUGUGG